AUGGCUGACGCGGCUGGCGAGAAUAACGGAGUGGACGAGGACAGGGACAACAAACCAGAGUCUGUUGCCUCUCCUGCACCCGCUCCGUCUGCCACUGCUGCCCUUUUGGCAGCAGCGAGCACUGACGAUGGCACGGCCUCGCCGCAAGGCAGCGCCACGCCCGGUCCUGGUACACCGAGCGUCAUUAUGGCACCUGGUACGCCCGAUUCUGGAUCAGCUGGUGGAACCCCUCGAACAGGGCGCAUGACCAACCAGCUGCAAUACAUCAGCAAAGUUAUCCUUCCCACCCUCAACAAGCACCCUAGCGCCUGGCCAUUCAAAAAACCCGUCGACUGGAAAAAAUUGGGCCUUUUGUCCUAUCCUGAAAUCAUUGCAAACCCCAUGGACCUCGGCACCAUCCGCAACAAGCUUCGCAAAAAGGAGUACUUUAGCGGUCGCGAGUGCCUUGACGACAUUGAAUUGGUCUGGCACAAUUGUCAAACAUUCAACCGACCUUCAGACGACGUUUAUAUCAUGUCACAAGCGUUGGAGAGCGACUACAAGCAAAUGCUGGCCAAUCUCCCCGAGCCUGAGGUGCCCUUGGAUCGCCCUUCGGCCAAAGCCAAGUCGGCCCAAGCCAUCAAGGCGGCUCCAGCUCUUAUAGUGCCAUCGCUCCCCACGCAUCGACGCCAGUCAUCACGUGUCAUCCGCGCACCCAAGGACGGGCUUUUGGCAGCGUCGAGCCGCUUGCCUGCCCACAUGCGUGUCUGCUACGACAUCAUCAAGGACCUGUUUGGCAAGAAGCAUCAGGCCUACGCGUGGCCUUUUUAUGAGCCCGUGGACAUUGUCAAGCUCAACAUUCCUGAUUACUAUGAUGUGAUCAAGCAGCCCAUGGACCUUGGCACGGUUCGAACAAAGCUGGAGGAGGGCGAAUACGAGACGCGGGACGACUUUGCACACGACGUGCGGUUGGUCUUUGCGAAUUGCUAUACGUACAACCCCCCGGGCUCGGACGUGGUUAAGAUGGCCAAAUCUACCAGUGAAGUUUUUGAGCUGCAAUGGGCUGCUUUGGAUGCCCCGGCCCCAGCAACUCCGGCUCCAACCUCGGCCAAAUCGUCUUCUAAGCCUGCGCCUAAAAAACCCGCGAAAAAGCGAGCCAAGGCUCCUCCCAAAAAGGCUCCUCCCAAGUCGACGCCCGCGCCUGCACCUGCACCAGCGACAACCGCUGUUCCCACCACCCUGCAUCAUCAUGACGAUGACGACGAAGAUGGUCAUUCAAGCGGUGACGAGGCUCAGUUGCCCAUGACCUGGGACGAAAAGAAGAUUUUGAGCCAAAACAUCAACUUGUUACCAUCUGAUUGCGUACCGGAGAUUGUUAACAUCGUCCAAUCGCAUGAGCCCAAUGUUGGCGGGGACGCAAAUGAUGAGUUUGAGCUUGACUUUGAUAAGCUGUCUACACGCACGUUGCGAGCUUUGGAUCGCUACGUCCGCAGCAACCUGCCUGCCUCAGGUUAG
Messenger RNA from Monosiga brevicollis MX1, 1494 nucleotides. RefSeq lists its product as uncharacterized. Gene Ontology annotation, cellular component: chromatin; nucleus. The coding region runs from base 1 to 1494 and encodes 497 amino acids. Gene Ontology annotation, biological process: chromatin remodeling; regulation of DNA-templated transcription. Lineage: Eukaryota; Choanoflagellata; Craspedida; Salpingoecidae. The transcript has 5 exons. The record is from RefSeq and is a predicted model, not a curated record.